This is a messenger RNA of Ylistrum balloti, 3007 nucleotides long. RefSeq names its product two pore channel protein 1-like. The transcript is spliced from 26 exons. The record is from RefSeq and is a predicted model, not a curated record. Gene Ontology annotation, biological process: monoatomic ion transport; transmembrane transport. Gene Ontology annotation, molecular function: voltage-gated channel activity; monoatomic ion channel activity. The coding region runs from base 6 to 2492 and encodes 828 amino acids. Lineage: Eukaryota; Metazoa; Mollusca; Bivalvia; Pectinida; Pectinidae. Gene Ontology annotation, cellular component: endosome membrane; lysosomal membrane.
GCAAUAUGGCGGGUACUUCGCAGGAUCAACUCUUGAAUCUAGGAACAGAUGACAACAUUCACAGAGACGAAGAUGAUGAUGGAGAGGAAGUUAACGACAUAUAUAAUGAACCUGGUAACAUGGGUUAUGACCUCCCCUCCACAUCCAUUAACGGGGAGGUGUGGAACAACACAAAAAAGAUAUGGGAACUGAACUACCAUGAAGCAGCAAUAUUUUUACAGGAAGGAGAAAACAAUGAUAAAUACACUACCCAUCCAAGAAGCCAUGAUGCCCUACCUGCUUAUGAGAUUGCACAUAACCACUGGUUUUAUGCCUUGGAUUUGUUCGCAUCGUUGUUGGUGCUGUUUAUGGCAGCGUGUGAGCGCCCAGCUGUGCCAUUUCUCACCUUGCCUGUGGGAGUACAUGGUGCCCUUGAAUUGUUUGGUCUCCUCAUCAUUGCCUUGGAACUUGGUAUCCGCAUGAAGUGGCUGGGCUGGAAAGUCUUCUUCAGACAUAUUCGCACUGUGAUCAAGACUGUGACACUGUCCAUAAUGUUUAUUGAGACCAUAGUCGUGAUGGUUAGACAGACAAACCACUUCAGGGUAACUCGUGCUCUCCGUCCACUCUUUAUUAUAGACACGUAUUACUGUCGCAAUGUGCGCAGAAUAUGUCGUCAGAUUCUGCAGUCCCUUCCUCCAAUCGUUGAUAUGAUCAUUUUACUUCUAUUCUUUAUGCUUAUAUUUUCUAUAUUAGGAUUUUACCUGUUCUCUCAGAUACCUCAAGAUACAUAUUUCACAACGAUACAGGACAGCUUCAUCAGUUUGUUUGUGCUCCUGACAACAGCAAAUUAUCCUGAUGUGAUGAUGCCAGCCUAUGCCCAUAACCAUGGCUACGCCAUUUUUUUCAUCAUCUACCUUGCUCUGGAACUUUAUUUCCUCAUGAAUCUUCUCCUAGCUGUUGUUUAUGAUACAUUUUCUAAUCUGGAGAAAUCUAAACUUAAAAAGUUAUUUUUCCAUAAACGUGUUGGAUGUCGACAUGCAUUUAGACUACUUGUCACAAAGCGGCAUAGCAACCAUAUACAACUUAAACACUUUGCUGGGAUGAUGAAGUAUUUUAGACCAAAGAAAACACGACGAGAGAUUUACUUAACCUUUAAAAUCAUCAACACAUCCAUGACAGGUACCCUCAGCCUCGAUGAGUUUUACAAUAUUUACGAUACUGUCAGUCUCCAGUGGUCGCCAACAGGUGAACAAACCCAGAUAUGGUCCUCUAAAUUCCGUCCUCCGUGGAACAAACUGUUCUCAAAAUUGCACUGGUUCAUCAAUUGGAAAUGGUUUGAAGGCUUUGUAUAUUUGGUGAUUGCUGCCAACUUUAUAUGGAUUCUUAUAGAAACUAUACAAUGGUCGGUCAACAGAGUAGACAUUCGUAAUUAUGAGUUCCAGGCGUCUUGGGCUUCAUUCAUAUUUGUAUGCUUGUACACUGUGGAAGCAAUGUUGAAGAUCUUGGGUAAAGGUCCCAAGGAGUACUUCACCACCGGCUGGGAUGCGUUUGACUUUAUUGUAACCUUUACCUGUGUGAUUGGUGUAAUGGAUGAAUUCUUUGCCGGAACUUUUUACUUUUUUACCGUCUUACGUCCAUUCCGUCUGUUGCGACUUUUCAAGAUCAAAAAAAGAUAUAGAGAUGUGUUAGGAACAUUCUUUGUUCUAUUAAACCGAUUGCUAAGUUUGGCUGGGGUGAUAGUUUUGGUUUACUAUUUCUUCAGUAUCAUUGGUAUGGAAGUCUUCCUCCAUGUCGAUCUGAGGAACUGCUGCAAGAACACCAGUGUGGAAGAUUUUUACAAGUACAGCAAUGACUCAUUUUUCGAGGGCUACUAUUAUCUCAAUAAUUUUGAGAACAUUCUGGUUUCUGGUGUUACUUUAUUUGAGUUAACAGUUGUAAACAACUGGUUCAUAAUUAUGGAAGGAUAUGCUCACCAUGUUGGAGAUCUAUCAAGGACAUUCUUUAUGUUGUUUUAUAUAGUAAUGAUGGUGGUGAUGAAUAUUGUACUGGCCUUCAUCUUGGAGCUCUUCCUGUUUCGGAUCCAGUAUAGACGAGCACUCAAACUGGAAGAUAUUGAUGCUCAUUCAAAGCACGUUGAGGAGGUUUCUUUGACAGAGGAAGAAGAGCUGAUGUGUUGUGAUCGUCGUCUUGUCUUCACUGGACAUCACAUACAUGUACAGCAGCAAUACCCAGAGAUAAGGACUCCUUUCACAUUUCGGGGAGAAAGAUUUCGCAGGAAGGAUGACUUCAGUCUACGGAUGUACAGUGAUGAAGUCACGGGAUGGAUAGAAGAGGACCAGGCUGAACGAGAUGAGACCAUAGAGAGUCUAGGGCAGAUGAGGGUAAGGCAGCGGGCUAAUGCUCAUCUCCAGGACGCUUUGGUCCAUAGAGGCAGUGGAGAACGAACCAACUCAACUUACAGCCAUGUCAGUCAGUGGGGCCCAGGGGGUGCAGGCACCUCAUCUCCCUGUUGAAAUGUUCUUUUGACAGGUAGGGGGAGAAUAUCUUAUUCUGUCUCAUUAGUCAUGAGAGGAGGCAGGCUCACUCCUCACAGAUGAUAUCAUGAUGAAGGGGAUGGGAUAUCUCCGUGUAGAUAUAUCAUUAACUCUACGCAAAGAGACCUCUUUACUAGGCUGUUUGUAUAUUGUGGAAGGUGCCAGGUGUUCUCCCCAAUAUGGGAGGGCAUCUUGUUUACCUGAACUGCAUGUUAAUGCAAAUUGAAAAGGGAAGAAAAAUCCAUAUCAGUGGACAUUCUGAGGUCAAGAACUUUGAAUUGAAUGGUUUAAAUUCAGUUCAACUGUACACCAUAUAUGAACAGUAGGUAUGAUAAUAAGGUAUUCCUCAGGGCCACGUUGACUAUGUUGUUGAAUUUCGUUAAAUCAUGAAUUAUCGUUAAAUUGCACAUAAAACUGUUAUAAUUAAAAUAUAUCAAUUAAGUUGUAUUUUUAAAUCAAAUUUAUUUUCAAGUUAUGCUUUAGCUACUUGCCAA